Molecule: messenger RNA, 1518 nt
Organism: Mycena indigotica
Lineage: Eukaryota; Fungi; Basidiomycota; Agaricomycetes; Agaricales; Mycenaceae
Exons: 3
Coding region: 1-1518 (505 amino acids)
Source: RefSeq, a predicted model, not a curated record
AUGGCUCAAUACCUCCCGAACGAACUCUUCGAUGAGAUUCUCAAGCAUAUACCGGCUUCCGGUCACCAGCUCAUGGCAUUGACGAGCCGUCGUCUCUGUGGAUUGACACGUCCAUUCCUGUUCGCCGAGCUUCAAUUCAUACCGUACCAUUACGGCCGAGACCCAGCAGACAACCGAGAAAUUGUGCAGCUCCAUUCGCUAGAAAACACCAAAGAAUACGAAGCGCGUCUUGCUUUUGUCACUUCAGAGGAUAUCGCGCCACUGGUUCGUUCAGUCCAGAUCGAUGUCGUCGAACGCAAAGCACAUGUUAGACCGUGGAAUGAACCUCCAGAGCCCCGCGGAGAAGGGGUUAACGCGCUUCUACACCUCCUUCUUUCCAAUCUGGAGCGGUUCCAAGCCUUGACCAGUUUUCGGGCAGAAUUCACGUUUCUCCCAAUGGAAACUGUCGCCUUCCUCGACCGACGCAUUUGUCGCUCACAUCGUCCUCUGGUGGGCCUCCACCUUAUACAUUGCGAUUAUCUGGACGAAUCAACAACAAUUGCGGCCAACACGAUCAUCAAGCCACAUUCGUUGCGUCUUACCGACUUGACUAUACGCCCGGCUAAAACUCGUCCAAAUGAUAGCAGGACCUGGUUACAUCUGCUUGACCCCGACACAUUGCGAUGUCUGUAUAUCUCAGAUGCAUGGCUAGAACGAGGGAAAACCUUGCCUGUCUUUCCGCAUGUCCACAGCCUGACAUUAAAACGGGUUCCAAGUCACGAGGAUGUGAUUCCGCAUCUUCAAGCCGCCAUAACAUCAUUUCCCAACUUGGAAAUACUUCGAGUGGAUUAUUUCACCGGAGGCUUGAGCCCUGUUUUGUUAAUCCAAACUAAUGCUGCGGCAUUUCCGUACCUUCGUGAAUUUACUGGCUCAGCAGAAAACGCCGUCACAUUUCUGGCCUAUACCCAAGUCACCUGUCUUCAAUUGCUCGACCUAGACGAACCCGUAUCCCAAGUCAGCAGCCUCGCAAAAAUAGCUGGCGGGAUGCCCGCGAGUGUCAAAUCUCUCAAAGUUGGCAUCCUCACCCGUUCGUCCAGUGUGAAAACCUUGCGCAAACUUCUGCUACUACUCCCGAACCUCACUAGGCUAUCUUUGCGAAUCAAGACCUCAAUGCAUCCGGAUUGGAAGCCAUACAAAUAUCACCUCGAUAUAGUCAGCAAGAUACACAACAUCCUGCCGCGCUCCUUAGAAGAACUGGUCGUUUAUAGCCAAGGCAUGGUUCGCAUCAGUACAGGCAACCUAAAACCUGGAACAUUUCCGCCUUAUGAUACAGCCUCUCUCCGCUAUCGUCUUCUGUUGCGUUGUCCUCGAAUGCGCUCUAUUCUUAUAGAAUUUCAUACUUUCUUCCUCGAAUGGAAGGCCGGGCUGGGUGGGGAGGACGAAGAAAACACGCAGACUUUUAACAUGUCUGACGACGAAGAUGGCGCUCGAUUUCCGACUCGAAACCGUACUUACAAAGAGUCACAAGUAGAUGUUUAA